ACUACCUCGCCCGGGAGCUCGCGGUGUGACAGUGGCGAGCCCUGGCUUCCCGGGCGAGCGGCACGGGUGAGGGCAGAUCUGGCUCUGGUUGGAGCAUCUUCGCACUCCCCUCACCACCCCGUGGCUCAGUUUAGCCAAGUUUUCAUUUUCCAUCUUCUCCACCUGCAGCUGUCUAAGGCCACCACUCUCUCUGAUCGAGAGAAGCCUUCCCACUUCGAGUCUUACGGGCUCGGACUGCUGGAAACAUCGUUCGAGAGGCGGCUUUUUUUUUUUUUUUUUUUGGUCUUUCUAAAAGUCCCGUUUUGGGGAAGGGGCUGUGGCCGGGAAGGAUGAGAAACUCCGGUCUUCUGCUCUGCCUCUGGAGCGCUUACUGUUGCUUUGCCGCGGGAGGUCCCGCAACCCUUGGUCCAGAGGGUCGGCUGCAAGAUGGGCUCAACAAAUCCAGGGUUGUACCAGCUGCUGCCAAACCCCCUGUGAGAUUUAACCUCCGCACCUCUGAGGACCCAGAGCAUGAAGGUUGCUACCUCUCCUUUGGCCACAACCAGCCCUUAGAAGACUGUGGCUUCAACAUGACAGCCAAAACCUUUUUCAUCAUUCAUGGAUGGACGAUGAGCGGCAUGUUUGAAAGCUGGCUGUACAAACUCGUGUCAGCCCUGCAGACAAGAGAGAAAGGAGCCAACGUCGUGGUGGUGGACUGGCUCCCGCUGGCUCACCAGCUUUACACAGACGCGGUCAAUAAUACAAGGGAGGUGGGACACAGCGUUGCCAGGAUGCUCAACUGGUUGCAGGGGAAGGAGGAUUUUUCUCUCGGGGAUGUUCACUUGAUUGGCUACAGCCUUGGAGCUCACGUGGCCGGGUACGCUGGCAACUUCGUGAAAGGCACGGUGGGCAGAAUCACGGGUUUGGAUCCUGCUGGGCCCAUGUUUGAAGGGGUUGACAUCCACAAGAGGCUGUCCCCUGACGAUGCAGACUUCGUGGAUGUCCUGCACACCUACACGCGCUCCUUUGGCUUGAGCAUCGGGAUUCAGAUGCCCGUGGGUCACAUUGACAUCUACCCCAACGGAGGUGACUUCCAGCCGGGCUGUGGACUCAACGAUGUCUUGGGGUCAAUUGCAUAUGGAACAAUUGCAGAGGUGGUGAGAUGCGAGCACGAGCGGGCAGUACACCUCUUUGUCGACUCCCUGGUGAAUCAGGACAAGCCGAGCUUCGCAUUCCAGUGCACGGACUCCAACCGCUUCAAAAAGGGGAUCUGCCUCAGUUGCCGGAAGAACCGUUGUAAUAGCAUUGGCUACAAUGCCAAGAAAAUGAGGAACAAGAGGAACAGCAAAAUGUACCUAAAAACCCGGGCAGGCAUGCCUUUCAGAGUUUACCAUUAUCAGAUGAAAAUCCAUGUCUUCAGCUACAAGAACAUGGGAGAAAUCGAGCCCACCUUUUAUGUCACCCUUUAUGGCACCAAUGCAGACUCCCAGAUUCUGCCUUUGGAAAUAGUGGAGCAGAUCGGGCUGAACGCCACCAACACCUUCCUGGUCUACACCGAAGAGGACUUGGGAGACCUCCUGAAGAUCAAACUCACCUGGGAGAGGACUUCUCAGUCCUGGUACAACCUGUGGAAAGAGCUUCGCAGCUACCUGUCUCAGCCCCGCAGGUCCGAGCAAGAGCUGAAUAUCAGACGCAUUCGGGUCAAGUCCGGGGAAACCCAGAGGAAAUUGACUUUUUGUGCAGAAGAUCUUGAGAACACCCGCAUAUCCCCUGGCCAAGAGCUCUGGUUUCACAAGUGUCGGGAUGGCUGGAGAAUGAAAAAUGAAACCAGUCCAACCCUGGAGCAUCCUUGAAGGUGCCUGCAAGUCCCCCCACUCCCUGAUUUCCAAGCACAUGGAGGAACGUUACUGCUGAGGACCCACCUGAUGGAAAGACCCUUCUUGGCCUUGACCCUGGAGCAAUGGGAGGAGCCCGCUUGCUGGGCCCAGCACCGUGCCUCCUGUGAUGGCUGGGACUUUUCUCCAGAGGAGACCACAUACUGCUGUUCCCGCUGCUGCUCUAGGAUAGCUCUAACUCCAGAUCUGUGUGCAAACAGCCGAUGCCCUGGCCUCUAUGCACACCGGGCUGGUUUCUCAGUGACUGGAUGAGCUUGUGCUUCACCCAACAAGGAACACAGGCUCUGAGUGACUCUGCAUGGAAGGCUGUCAGCUGCCUGACCUGACUUGAGUCAUAAUGAGGGGUCUUGCUGCUGGGAGCUGACUCGUGUCAGGAUGGCAGACCUGGGACCUUGUUCACCGGGGGAGGGAGAGUAGAUCUGGGGAGGUGUGGAGAACCCUCGCUCUUGGGGUUCGAUGGGUAACUGGUAAUGUGGACUGGUUACAUUUUAUUCGGUCCUGCUCCCCAACUCCUUCUCUAAAGCACACAUCAUUGUCUUUCUUAUUUUUCCAUUGCUCAUUUUUUGAUUGGACAAAUGUUUAUUAAGCACUGAAACUUAAUUAUCACGUGGCAGUAGAUACCUUAGUAAAUCUUUGCAGACCAUCUUCUCAUUUGAAACCUAAUGGCGUUGGGAUGUCUAGGCUCCCUUAGAUGAUUCAUGAAUAUGCACGUGAUAUGAAAGGCAUGAGAGGCACUGGGAGGGCUACAGGAUGUAAGAGUUGGGGACCUGAGGCUUUAAGUGAUUUCUACCUAUUUCUUCUUAGUUAAAGUGCAUUUCCCUUAAGAGUUAUAUUUUUGAUCACCAGCAGAGUGGCAAGCGGAGUGUUAUACGUGUUAGGGACAGAAUGGUGCCAAUUGCUGAAUAUGAUUGGCAAAAUCUCUCCUGUGUAGGAAGCUGGAAGCUAUUACAUAUGUUACACAUGUCUGUUCAUAUAGAAACCAGCACCUGUCACACACAGCUGGUGCCAAGAUUGAAUUAAUGCCAUGCUUUUUCCUUGAAAUAUCUUCUUCCAAUACCAGUGCCCUUUCUGUGCCGAACUUCUUCAAAAAGCCCCUAAUUCUAGAUCUUGGUUUGAAUUAAUAUACAUGAUAUCUGAGGAACCCUUUUAUAAUUUUCAAAAGAUUUGAACAUGCAUCACUUAAUUAGAGACUCACAACAGGAGGUGAGCAGGGCAGUUACUAUUAUCUCUAUUUUACAAAACCGAAGCUUAGUGAGGUUCAGCACGGGCCUAGAAUUAUAUACCAAGUUGGUAGAGGAACCAGGUGAGGACCUAGACUUCCUGGAGGCAAUGCCCAUGGUAUGCUCAUCUCCGCAACUUCAUCAGGACUCAUAUAGCCACUUCCCACCAAUAUGCCCCAGAUGUAACAAACAAGGAAUUUUUUUCAGAGCCAUCCAUGAAACCCGAAACUCUUUUAUUAAUAUAUAACUGGGAGAACAACUGGGCCAGGGGUUGGGAUUUUUAUGGAUGAGAUUGAUUUGGAAGGAGAUGUGAUGUCAAGUGGGAAAGGGGGAGAGCAAUUUUCUCUGUACUUAGGUUUUUAAAGGACAUUGUUUUCAUCUCUAUUGUGCCAAAGUUGUGUCAUCGUUCUGUGCCAAACCUCUGAAGACAUAACCGGUCAAAUACAUUAAUUCAAGGUAUUUUCUCAAUCCAAUUGUGUGCCUUUUCUGUUGCUUCUGUGAUUGCAUUCUAGCCAAAGUAGAGCUUGUAUUAUUGACUGUGCAUCCUGGUUACUUCUGCUUUUGUAAUGGAAGCCUUGGGAAUCGAAUCCUCAGUGGGUCCUGUAUUUAUACAUUUGGCUUGAAGCCUUAUUUGUAUAUAAUGAUGCUUUUUUAAAUGCUUAGAAUACUAUUUAUUUCUCAAGUGUAUAUAAUGUAUAAAAAUAAAUAUAUGGUUAGUUUUUACUUUAUGAUUAACCAAUUUCAAGAUUAAAAAUUUUAAUAGUAAAAUAAUAAAAUUCUACAAAAUUCUUCAUGGUCU
This is a messenger RNA of Balaenoptera musculus (blue whale), 3893 nucleotides long. RefSeq names its product lipase G, endothelial type (gene LIPG). Gene Ontology annotation, molecular function: protein binding; lipoprotein lipase activity. The transcript has 10 exons. The coding region runs from base 330 to 1832 and encodes 500 amino acids. Lineage: Eukaryota; Metazoa; Chordata; Mammalia; Artiodactyla; Balaenopteridae. The record is from RefSeq and is a predicted model, not a curated record. Gene Ontology annotation, biological process: lipid metabolic process.